Messenger RNA from Alligator sinensis (Chinese alligator), 1023 nucleotides. It is a transcript of the gene QKI, whose product is annotated as QKI, KH domain containing RNA binding. The transcript is spliced from 9 exons. Gene Ontology annotation, cellular component: nucleus. The record is from RefSeq and is a predicted model, not a curated record. NCBI's taxonomy places the organism in Eukaryota, Metazoa, Chordata, Crocodylia, Alligatoridae. Gene Ontology annotation, molecular function: mRNA binding. Gene Ontology annotation, biological process: regulation of mRNA splicing, via spliceosome. The coding region runs from base 47 to 1015 and encodes 322 amino acids.
UUUUUCUGUAGCUAUAUGGCCAGAAAUUAGCAGAGUACGGAAAGACAUGUAUAACGACACGUUAAAUGGUAGUACGGAGAAGAGAAGUGCAGAAUUACCAGAUGCUGUGGGACCUAUUGUACAGUUACAAGAGAAACUCUAUGUGCCUGUAAAAGAAUAUCCAGAUUUUAAUUUUGUUGGAAGAAUCCUUGGGCCCAGAGGACUAACAGCUAAACAGCUUGAAGCAGAAACAGGAUGCAAAAUAAUGGUCCGAGGAAAGGGCUCAAUGAGGGACAAAAAAAAGGUCUCCUUUAAGAGCAGAGGCAACCUUGAUCCAGCAGUUUUGGAGGUAGAGGAGGAACAAAAUAGAGGCAAACCCAACUGGGAACACCUGAAUGAAGAUUUACAUGUACUAAUCACUGUGGAGGAUGCUCAAAACAGAGCAGAAAUCAAGCUGAAGAGGGCUGUUGAAGAAGUAAAAAAGUUACUGGUACCUGCAGCAGAGGGAGAAGACAGCCUUAAAAAGAUGCAGCUGAUGGAACUUGCAAUUCUGAAUGGCACCUACAGAGACGCCAACAUCAAAUCACCAGCCCUUGCCUUUUCUCUUGCAGCGACAGCCCAGGCUCCACGGAUUAUUACUGGGCCUGCGCCUGUUCUCCCACCAGCUGCCCUGCGUACUCCUACGCCAGCUGGCCCUACCAUAAUGCCUUUGAUCAGACAAAUACAGACCGCUGUCAUGCCAAACGGAACUCCUCACCCAACUGCUGCAAUAGUUCCUCCAGGACCUGAAGCUGGCUUAAUUUACACACCAUAUGAGUAUCCCUACACACUGGCACCAGCUACAUCGAUUCUUGAGUAUCCUAUUGAACCUAGUGGUGUAUUAGGUGCGGUGGCUACUAAAGUUCGAAGGCACGAUAUGCGUGUCCAUCCUUACCAAAGGAUUGUGACCGCAGACCGAGUCAGAAUGGCAACAGUACAAAACUCUAUCAAACCUCAGAAUUUAUUAAAUAUAAUUAAGCUGUUGAAUGAGUCUUAAAAAACAUA